This is a messenger RNA of Ricinus communis (castor bean), 4743 nucleotides long. RefSeq names its product putative phospholipid-transporting ATPase 9. NCBI's taxonomy places the organism in Eukaryota, Viridiplantae, Streptophyta, Magnoliopsida, Malpighiales, Euphorbiaceae. Gene Ontology annotation, biological process: phospholipid translocation. The record is from RefSeq and is a predicted model, not a curated record. Gene Ontology annotation, molecular function: ATP hydrolysis activity; magnesium ion binding; ATPase-coupled intramembrane lipid carrier activity. Bases 624 to 4187 code for a protein of 1187 amino acids. Gene Ontology annotation, cellular component: plasma membrane. The transcript is spliced from 13 exons.
AGAUCGUUUCUCUUCUCUAACUGUCUUUCAAAAAUCUUGAUCCUUUUCUUCUUUCUUUUUUCUUUUUACAAAAUGAAAAAGGAAAGCUGGCAGCAUAAUAAUAGUUUAUAGUUUGUUAAUUAGUUUAUGUCCAAAACUCUUGUAAUUAUAUUACAUCAACAGCCAACACUGCAUUUCCUUUCUUUGAACACUAAUUACAGUCUUCUUGUUAUAUCCAGUUCUUAAUCAUGAUCAUGAUCAUGUGAGUGAAACUUUUUAAGCCAGCAAGAGAGCUAAAAAAACAAGAAAAUCCCAGUCGACUGACAAAGCUAUACAAGAUGUUGGCAUAUUUUUCUUGGUACACUUUUAGCAGAUGAGAACCAGCUCUUGAAGUUUCUAAAUUUGUUCUGUUAGCAUCAUUUUCCAAGUUUCUGCAUUUGUUGAUUAUUUGGGAUUUUGUUCCGUCCAGCUGCUAUAUUGGAAUCUGGCUUUUUUAACUUAAUGCGCAUCUAUACUUCUUUGAAGGGUCAAGUUCCUGUCACAUUAUCUUCAUUUUGAGAAGCAAAAAUUAGUUCCUGUUGGUGGGUUUUAUCACUUACAUGCGUUUGAGCAAUUUGGAGGUAUAUAUUUACUGAUUGCAAAGCAUGGCUGGUGGUAGAAGAAAGAAGCAGCAUUUUAGCAGAAUCCAUGCCUUCUCCUGUGGAAAGGCAUCUUUCAAAGGAGACCAUUCUCUUAUAGGAGGACCUGGUUUCUCAAGAGUAGUGUACUGCAAUGAUCCUGAAUGUUUUGAGGCUGGUUUGCAUAGUUAUGACAGCAAUUAUAUUAGAACUACCAAGUAUACCCUUGCAACAUUCUUCCCCAAAUCGUUGUUUGAGCAGUUCAGGCGUGUCGCCAAUUUUUAUUUCCUUAUCUGCGCAAUACUGUCUUUCACGCCAUUGUCUCCUUACUCUGCUGUCAGUAAUGUUGUUCCUCUGCUUGUUGUUAUUGGGGCUACAAUGGGGAAAGAGGUGCUUGAAGAUUGGAAGAGAAAAAGACAGGAUAUUGAAGUGAACAAUCGUAAGGUUAAAGUGCAUAGUGGUGAUGGUGAUUUUCUACCUACUAAAUGGAUGGAUUUGAAAGUUGGCGACAUAGUAAAGGUGGAAAAGGAUGAGUUUUUUCCAGCUGAUCUUAUCUUACUUUCAUCAAGUUAUGACGAAGGAAUUUGCUAUGUUGAGACCAUGAAUCUUGAUGGAGAAACCAAUUUGAAACUGAAACAAGCAUUGGAUGCAACUUCAAAUCUUCAAGAGGACUCUAGCUUUCACGAUUUCAAGUCUUUAAUAAGAUGUGAAGAUCCAAAUGCGAAUUUAUACUCUUUCAUAGGCAGUUUCGAGCUUGGAGAGCAACAGUAUCCUCUUUCACCUCAGCAGCUUCUUCUAAGAGACUCAAAGUUACGGAACACAUAUUUUAUUUAUGGAGUUGUUAUUUUCACGGGUCAUGACACAAAGGUUAUGCAAAAUUCAACUGCACCCCCUUCCAAGAGAAGCAAAAUUGAGAGGAGAACGGACAAAGUUAUAUACCUCUUAUUCUUUAUCUUGGUUUUAAUGUCUUUUAUUGGAUCAAUUUUCUUUGGAAUUGCAACAAGGGAAGACAUUGAAAAUGGGAAGAUGAAAAGGUGGUAUCUGAGACCAGAUCAUACUACAGUUUAUUAUGAUCCAAAGAGAGCACCUGCUGCUGCUAUUUUGCAUUUUUUGACUGCCCUUAUGUUGUACAGCUAUUUGAUUCCCAUUUCCUUGUAUGUGUCAAUAGAAAUUGUUAAAGUUCUUCAGAGCAUUUUCAUCAACCAAGAUCUGCAUAUGUAUUUUGAGGAAGGUGAUAAGCCAGCACGAGCACGUACCUCGAAUUUGAAUGAAGAACUUGGCCAAGUUGACACUAUCCUUUCUGAUAAGACAGGAACAUUGACUUGCAACUCGAUGGAACUUAUCAAGUUUUCUGUUGCUGGGACUUCCUAUGGCCGUGGCAUAACUGAAGUUGAGAAAGCUAUGGCUAGGAGAAAGGGUUCACCAUUACCUCAAGAGGAGAUAGAAGGUGACACUGAUGUUGAGGAACAAACUGAACAAACAAUAUCCACAAAAGGGUACAAUUUUGUGGAUGAAAGAAUUAGUGAUGGCCAUUGGGUAAAUGAACCUUGUGCAGAUGUAAUCCAAAAAUUUCUAAGAUUACUGGCUAUCUGCCACACUGCAAUACCUGAAAGUGAUGAAGAAACUGGAAGAAUAUCAUAUGAAGCUGAGUCACCAGAUGAGGCAGCUUUUGUGAUUGCAGCAAGAGAACUUGGCUUUGAGUUUUUUGAAAGGACACAAGCAAGCAUCUCAUUGCUUGAGUUAGAUCCAGUAACAGGCCAAAAAGUCACGAGAUAUUAUCAACUUUUGAAUGUUAUUGAGUUUACUAGCUCCAGAAAGCGGAUGUCUGUGAUUGUAAGAGAUGAGGGGGGAAAGCUGUUACUACUUUGUAAAGGUGCUGACAGCAUCAUGUUUGAAAGACUUGCAAAGAAUGGAAGAGAGUUUGAAGGGAAAACAAAAGAGCACAUUAGUGAGUAUGCUGAUGCUGGUUUGAGGACUUUGGUUCUUGCAUAUCGUGAACUUGAUGAGGAAGAAUACAAUGAGUUCAGUCAGGAGUUUAAUGAGGCCAAGAGCUUAUUAAGUGCAGACCGUGAGGAAACGAUUGAGGAAGUAGCUGCGAGAAUUGAGAGGGAUUUGAUUCUUCUUGGUGCUACAGCAGUUGAAGACAAACUUCAACAAGGAGUUCCUGAAUGUAUUGACAAGCUUGCCCAAGCUGGCAUUAAAAUAUGGGUUUUGACUGGUGAUAAGAUGGAGACUGCAAUUAAUAUUGGUUUCGCCUGUAGUUUGCUUAGACAAGGAAUGAAACAAGUAAUUAUCAGUUCAGAGACUUCAGAAAAUAAAACCCUGCAGAAAAUGGAGGACAAGGAUGCUGCUGAUGUGGCUUCCAAGGCAAGUGUCCUCCGUCAAAUAAAUGAAGGAAAGGCAUUGCUCGGUGCAUCAAGUGAAAGUCUCGAGGCAUUGGCAUUGAUCAUUGAUGGGAAUUCACUUGCUUAUGCCCUUCAGGAUGAUGUCAAGGACGAAUUUUUAGAGCUUGCCAUUGGCUGUGCAUCUGUCAUUUGCUGCCGUUCAUCUCCUAAGCAGAAGGCUCUUGUUACAAGACUAGUUAAAACAAAAACAGGUAGUACAACAUUAGCAAUCGGUGAUGGGGCAAAUGAUGUCGGAAUGCUUCAGGAAGCAGAUAUUGGUGUUGGUAUCAGUGGGGUUGAAGGAAUGCAGGCAGUCAUGUCGAGUGACUUUGCAAUUGCACAAUUCCGAUAUUUGGAGCGCUUGCUACUUGUUCAUGGACACUGGUGUUACAGAAGGAUCUCAUCAAUGAUAUGCUAUUUCUUUUACAAGAACAUUGCCUUUGGCUUCACUCUCUUCUUCUAUGAGGCAUAUGCAUCAUUCUCAGGCCAAGCUGCAUACAAUGAUUGGUUCUUGUCUCUUUACAAUGUUUUCUUCACAUCACUUCCUGUGAUUGCCCUGGGAGUAUUCGAUCAGGAUGUAUCUGCACGCUAUUGCCUGAAGUUCCCACUAUUAUACCAAGAAGGAGUUCAGAAUGUCCUGUUUAGCUGGCAGCAAAUCAUUGGCUGGGUAUUUAAUGGUAUAUUGAGUGCUACUCUAAUCUUUUUCUUUUGCAUUUCUGCAAUGGAGAAUCAAGCCUUUUACAAAGGUGGAAAAGUUGCUGACCUAGAGAUCCUCGGGGCAACUAUGUACACAUGCAUUGUUUGUGUGGUGAACUGCCAAAUGGCGCUAUCUAUCAAUUAUUUCACUUACAUACAGCAUCUCUUCAUCUGGGGUGGCAUCAUAUUCUGGUAUCUAUUCCUCUUGGCGUAUGGAGCAAUGGAUCCUUACAUAUCAACUACUGCCUAUAAGGUCUUCAUUGAAGCCUGUGCACCUGCCCCAUCUUAUUGGCUCAUCACUUUCUUUGUGUUGAUCUCCUCACUCCUACCAUAUUUUGCUUACUCGGCUAUCCAAAUGCGAUUUUUCCCCUUGUAUCAUCAGAUGAUACUAUGGAUAAGAAAUGAUGGGCAAACAGAAGACCCUGAGUACUGUAAUGUGAUACGGCAGAGAUCAUUACGGCAUACAACCGUGGGUUAUACAGCCCGAUUUUCGAAGCGCGAGAGACAUUAGGACCAUGGCUCAAAUGUUUUGGACAAAUUCUUGUCAGCAAUAUGCUUGUAAUUGUAUAUUCUUUUGUGAAGGAAAACUUCUUCUCCACUGUACAUAUGUGACACAGAUAGCAGUUGAUUAGCUGUGCUGCUUCACAAGGAAGAUCUGCAAAUUGACGUCACUGGAGAUUUGAUGCAGCCAAAACUCCCAAGCACCUCAGAUAUAGGAGAUUUUUUUGUUUCAGGAAGCACCAAAGCUGUAUUGUUAAUAUUUCUGCCACUUCGGAUUUUAUACUUGUACUUGUAUUCUAAUCAUAAGGGCGGCGAGGUUGCUCCUUAAUGACCAAAAGGUCGCAGUUUUUUUGUGUUGUUGGAAACAACUUGUUAAUAUUCAUAUACAGUGGGGAAUCUCAUGCAUUGGGACGCCCAGUUGUAUUCUGUUCAGAUGUGUACAAUAGUACAUAUAUUUCUAGCAUGGAAAAUCUUAAAUUUUAUAGGAACAUAAGUGAUCAUUUCUUCUGUUCUCAUUGUAUCUCAUCAAUGUUAGUAAUAAUAAAAUAAAAUAAAAAAUUAUUUGA